UUGGCAAAAAAAGUUUGCGCCAAAUCUGCUUGGUUGUUUAUAGAUUUAUAGUUAUUAAAAAAUAAAAUAAUGGCUCUUUGGGUAGACAAACAUCGUCCAAGAGAGCUGCUGAAGUUGGAUUACCACAAGGAUCAGGCGGAAAACUUGAAAAAUUUAUGUCAACAAGGUGAUUUCCCCCAUUUAAUGUUUUAUGGUCCAUCUGGUGCUGGCAAAAAGACACGCAUAAUGUGCUUACUUCGUGAACUCUAUGGGCCUGGAGUGGAGAGGCUUCGCAAUGAAACAAUGACAUUCACAACGCCAUCAAAUCGUAAAAUUGAAAUUAUGACUGUGGGCAGCAAUUAUCAUUUGGAGGUGAAUCCCUCAGAUGCAGGCAUUUACGACCGAGUCGUGGUAAUAGAUUUAAUCAAACAAGUGGCACAAACCCAUCAAAUCGAUCCGAAUGGCCAAAGAGAUUUCAAAGUUAUAGUGUUGUCUGAAGUCGAUGAAUUAACCAAAGAUGCCCAACAUGCUUUGCGACGCACAAUGGAGAAAUAUGUAGCUACUUGCCGUAUUAUACUAUCGGUUAACUCUACAUCUCGUGUCAUACCGGCCAUUCGCUCCAGAUGUUUGGGUAUACGAGUAGCUGCCCCAAAUCCCGAUGAAAUGACCAGUAUCCUUCAGGCUGUAAGCAAAAGAGAAAAUAUAUCUUUACCAGCAGAAUUGGCUGCACGCAUUGUAGAAAAGUCGGAAAGAAAUAUGCGUAGAGCUAUAUUAAUGCUCGAGGCUUGUAAAGUACAACAGUAUCCCUUUACAAGCCAACAAGAUAUUGUUGAGUUAGAUUGGCAAGUAUUCUUGCGCGAGACAGCAAAUCAAAUUCUAACUGAACAAACUCCUGCAAAAUUGGAAAAAGUUCGUGAUCGGUUGUAUGAGUUGUUGGCCCAAGGUGUACCACCUGAUGUUAUAUUCCAGGGUCUUGUAAAAGAGCUCGUUAAAAAUUGUGAUAUGUCUAUAAAAGCAAAAACAUUGGAGUAUGCCACUUUAUACGAGCACAGAAUGCAGAAUGGUGCAAAACAUAUAUUCCAUCUGGAAGCAUUUGUAGCCCAGUUCAUGAAUAUAUAUAAGAAAUUCAUUGCCGAUUCAAUGAUGAUGGAUGAUUUUUAAUUUAAGGUAAAAAUUUUGUAUUAGUGUUUAUUAAAUUAAUAAAGGCCAGAAUUCCAAGUGUCUAGCGCCAAA
Messenger RNA from Stomoxys calcitrans (stable fly), 1212 nucleotides. RefSeq names its product replication factor C subunit 3 (gene RfC38). The coding region runs from base 70 to 1140 and encodes 356 amino acids. NCBI's taxonomy places the organism in Eukaryota, Metazoa, Arthropoda, Insecta, Diptera, Muscidae. Gene Ontology annotation, molecular function: ATP hydrolysis activity; DNA clamp loader activity; DNA binding. Gene Ontology annotation, biological process: DNA repair; DNA-templated DNA replication. Gene Ontology annotation, cellular component: DNA replication factor C complex; nucleus. The transcript has 3 exons. The record is from RefSeq and is a predicted model, not a curated record.